This is a messenger RNA of Vicia villosa (hairy vetch), 3775 nucleotides long. RefSeq lists its product as uncharacterized. The record is from RefSeq and is a predicted model, not a curated record. NCBI's taxonomy places the organism in Eukaryota, Viridiplantae, Streptophyta, Magnoliopsida, Fabales, Fabaceae.
AGAAAUAAUAUAUUUUAAUAAAAAUGUUAUGAGAUGUUCCAACAUCGUUGAAAAUAACAGAAGUUUAUUUUGUAGCUCAUAGUUGAGAAUGAACAGCACCGUUUCGUCGUGCUACGUCGUCGUUUUGAAGUUUCGGAGUAUCAGAGAACAUGGCUUCAGUAGUUCUUCUGAAUCAGUUUGGACAGAUUAUCCCAUAGAGAACGCGUACGAGCUCUUAGAAGUAUCUGAAACAAGCUCAUUUGCUGAGAUCAAAGCGUCGUUUCGCAAAUUGGCUAAAGAAACUCACCCGGACCUCGCUGAGUCAAGGAACGAUUCCACUGCUUCUCGACGAUUUGUUCAAAUCCUUGCCGCAUAUGAGAUUCUUUCAGAUUCUAGGAAGAGAGCCCAUUAUGACAUGUACUUGUCAUCUCAGAAAAAGCUUAUGCAUAAGCAUUCUGAACAGGGUUCAAAAUUGCGCAUUUACCAGGCACAGGCUACGACAUUCAAGGAGAUGGAAGUUGUUGAAUGGUUAAAGUGGUACAGACUAGCUAUAAAUGAUAUUUUGUUGGAGAAGAAAGUGGUGGUUGGAACAGGAUAUUUUGAUGUACUCGAGAGAGAUUUUUAUUCUGCUAUUCAUGCAGCAUAUUAUGGUCCCGAAAUUGAUUCUAUUCCCAUGGAGCUUCUUCCUGACUGUUUUGAGGCUGAGGAGAGGUCCUCUCAUGAAACUCCCGAGGUUUUGCACUUGGUUUCAGGCCGUGAUCUUUUUGGGAUGGUUUGCCUAGUCAACAUGAUUCCAGAGAUAUCAUAUACUGAAAAUGAAAAGUUGACUUCUUAUAGAUCAUUCCAUUCAGGCCUCUGUCAAUCCAUAAUGGAUGUGAACGCCCACAGGAAUAUGGAAAGGCCAGAUGAUUUUGGAACUGAACAGGGUCACAGCUCUAAAAUUUCAAGUAAUGUAUCAGAUGCAUAUAGAGAUCUGGAAUUACACGUCUCUGGAAAAUUAGUUGCCACGGCAUCUAGGGUCCUACCAGUACCUGGAUGUUGUUCUGGUGCGAUGCAAAAAGAAGAUGCUGAAGAUCUUAUCCAUGUGUACCUUAAUUUGGAUGAAGAUCCCAAACAUAUCAACAGUGGCUUUUCUAGAAAUUUAUUUGCAAACAGCACAGUUGGAAGCAGAAUGCAUUUGGGAACCAUAUCUGGACUUGGCAGUAGUCCAGAUGAGGGAUGUUGUGAUGUCUACAACAGCAGUCGUGAAAAGACUCAUGUAAUUAUGAAACAUAGGACAUUAAUGGUGAAGCAUAUGCACUGGUAUCAUGUGGGUAAUAAUAACGUUUCAGUAUGUGAGUGUAGAUGCACCAGAGCACGUUUACCACCAAGCAAAUUUUGGCUAUUUGAGCCUCGAUGUGGCUUCCAUGACAUAGGGGGUUGGUAUGUUGAAACAUAUGGCAAAGAGAAGGGUCGCACUAUGCCAUCACAAAGAUUCUGGGAUGGCUUGGAUUAUAGCGAGCAAGCUGAAAGAAGACUUCAUCCAGCAAUGUAUCUGUUUGCUCUUGCAUAUCGAACACUUGAUCUUGAAUAUGCCAAAACAAGCAAGAAAACAUUUAGGAAUGCUGUUGGAGCACAUAUGUUCCGAAUACUCCACUGGUGCAGAAAACUUGCUCAAUAGAUUUUCAUGUCCAUUUACAAGUGCACAAUGACUCUGGCCGUUAAAAAAAAACACAAUGACUCUUGGUUGAGAUGCUCUACUAGUACUGAAAAGAAAACUCAUUAGAGACCUUAAUUAGUCUUAUCUCCUUGUUCGGAGAAAAUUUAUCUUUUGAUCUUCCUGGUGCUGUGAUCUGUUGCCAAAUACUGAACUUAAUCGGUCAAGUACCAGCUGCUGUGCCUUGCCUAAUCAUAGUUGCACGACAUUGUUGUAAAAAUUGCUUUCUUUAGCUGCUUGCUUCAGAAUUGUUAUGCAAGAGAAAACUUAAUCUUUAUGGAUAUACAUCUAUGGAUUUCUAUGUGUACCCUAAAUGUCACCAAAAUAAAAUUCUUUACAUUGGCAAGUAUAAUGAAAGCUAGUUGUUUCACUGCACACAGAAUUUCAUCCAUUUACCAGAAUGAUCUCAGCUGACAAAAUUUCUGCAGUUUUCUAGGUUAUUAAAACUCAUGGUAUUUUAAAUAUAAUCUUGUCCUGUUUGCAUUGCAUGUCUACUCGUGUGUUUCUGUCUAUAUACUGGAACUUUUUUUUCCUUCACGUCAUAUGAUUUGUUACUGCUCCAUGUGAUCAUGUGAUCUUUAGUUAUCUAUUUUAGGCAUUGUUUGCUUUUACUUUGACUGCAUUGAAUGGAUUUCUUAACUAAUAGUAGAUUAAAGCUUUGGCCAUAAAGUUGCAAAUUUUAACAAAUGAUAAACUGCUUUUACUAUAUGACAUCAUAUGUGUGUCUCCUCUUUGCUCGUUACUUGAGCAGAUCCUCCCAUUUGCAAUACUGGCCUCCUGCUAAUGCUCGAUAAAACCUAUCUCUACAGUAGACCGGUCUUCCAUCAGCAGCCUCGGCAGCAGCAGCUGCAAGAUUGUCAUCGGCUUUUACAUCUGCAGGCAAUUUAAGCAACUCCUCCUUUCUACAGCAUACAUUUAAAGUCAGAAUAACAUGGUAGAAGUACACUGGAAGUAUUGCAGGAUCUUGUCUUUCCUUACCUUAGGUUGAACUUGUUAACCUUGGGAACUUGGACGGUUGGUUGGUUUUCUUCUGUGCUAAAGGUAGAAUGAAGAAAAUUCUCCACCGGUGUAGCAAAGAUAAAUAGCAUAACUCCGGUAACUAGUAAUGCUCCAGUCCCAACUAGAGUUUGCUUCAGCAGUUUAACAACUGGUUUAACCUGGAGACAUGGAAUAUAUGUGAAUCAUGCAUCAAGAAACAAGUUUAUCAUAAUUCCUCUAAUACCAUGCAUCCUAAUUAUUCAACAUAAUGAGUUUAUGUAAUGCUGUACUCUGAGAUGUUCAGUACCUUGUAGGAGCCCAACAAUCUAUCACGAGCUAGGAUCUGCAAAAACAAAAAACCAAGAUCUCAGUCAGUGCCUUAAAUUCUCUAAAAUUAAGCAUGUGGCUAGAUCUUUUAGUAGUUUUUAUUUGUUAUAUUUCAACUACUACUUGUUACAUAUAUCCUUCAUAUUCAUUUAUUUUGUAUAGAGUACUUUUUGCUUAAUGAAGAAACAUCUCAAAAAUUUCAGAAGCCAAAGGUGCUAAUGUUUGUUCCUCAUUGAGGUUAGUUCCUUUCUAGCAAAAUCUAAAACCGGAAAUUUUUAUAUUUAUCUUUUAUGGUCAAAUAUCCUGCUCUUGAUGGAGCUAAAAAUUUGUCAAAUUGCAAUAUAUGUCUCUUAUGGCCCACUAAAUCUAUAUCUUGAAUAUGAUUUUCUGCAGGUGAAGUCUUCAUGGGGACUUUUGUUCUGUUCAUUUUUAGGUAAAAGAGAAAUGUGUAAUAGAGAGAGUUGACUAACCUCAGGCGGCUUGACCCACAUCUGUCCAUCAUACCAUCCACUUUCUUCAUAUGGAAUGACUGCAGACAGAAGUCUAUCUCCAACAUAACUCCAUCCCUGCUUUGCAAUAGAAUCGUUAUUAUUUUAACAACAUAGUUCUUAAAGUGUGAAGUUGUAGUCAUAGCUCAACACUUAUCAUAUCUGGUAUAGUUAGUGUGAAUGGCAAAUAGGUUAUAUUCAGUUGAAAAACACAUCAGAUACCACAAUUUGGCAACAACAUAGAAAAUAUGUAAGACUGACUACAGGAGGAAGUUCCCACUGAAUUAAAUACAAUAUGAUUUUGAAA